UCCUGGAAUCCAAACACCUGUAACCAGUGACAUCGCAUUUUGCCAACUCGGACCUUCCCAACCUUAAAAACUUCAACACCCACACAACACAUACAUUACGUCAAUCGUAUAUUUUCCUCCGCUUUGUCCCACAACUCCCUCUCCUCCAUCGGACUCUGUUAUAUCUUCUUGUUUUUCUCUUCCUAUCUCUGCAGGAAAAUUCCCAUUCCCGGUGGCGGGAAAGGGGACAACUUGACCGUUGUUUCCAACUGGGUCUUUGCAAGUUUGGGAACAAUUGGUGUCGUGCCGACAUGGUGAUCUCCGUGACGACGCCGAGGAAGUCGAUAACGGAGAAGGUGUUCCAGAGGGUUGGGGGGUACUACAACGGGAGCAACAGCAGCCACAGGCGGUGCUCGAACGAGUGCGAGGAUGAUUAUGACGAGGAUGGGAACAUGGAGCUGGUGCAGAUUGGAGCUGAGAGGACCAAGAACGUGCUGAUUCUCAUGAGUGACACCGGUGGAGGACACAGAGCCUCCGCCGAGGCCAUCCGCAACGCCUUCCAGAUUGAGUUCGGGGACGAGUACAGGAUAUUUGUGAAAGAUGUAUGGAAAGAAUACACCGGCUGGCCGUUGAAUGACAUGGAGAGAUCUUACAAGUUCAUGGUAAAACAUGUGCAGCUAUGGAAGGUCGCUUUCCACAGUACCUAUCCUCGAUGGAUACACAGCUUCUAUCUUGCUGCCAUUGCUGCCUACUAUGCCAAGGAGGUGGAAGCUGGUCUAAUGGAGUACAAGCCAGAUAUCAUCAUUAGUGUUCAUCCUUUGAUGCAACAUAUUCCUUUGUGGGUUCUUAAAUGGCAAGACCUCCAGAAGAAAGUGGUUUUUGCCACUGUCAUUACAGAUCUUAAUUCUUGCCAUCCUACUUGGUUUCACCCUGGGGUUAAUAGAUGCUACUGCCCGUCACAGGAGGUAGCCAAAAGAGCUUUGCUUGAUGGCCUUGAAGAGUCUCAAGUCCGGGUUUUUGGGUUGCCCAUUCGGCCUUCUUUUGCUCGUGCAGUUCUGUCAAAAGAUCAGUUGAGAGAAGAACUUGAGAUGGAUCCUGACUUGCCUGCAGUUUUGCUAAUGGGGGGUGGUGAAGGGAUGGGACCUGUUAAGAAAACUGCAUUGGCGCUUGGGGAAUCACUCAUGGAUAAAGAGCUUGAUAAACCAAUUGGGCAAUUGAUUAUCAUAUGUGGCCGUAACAAAACCUUAGCAUCUUCGCUUGAAACUGAGCAGUGGAAGAUCCCAGUUAAGGUGAGAGGGUUUGAGACCCAAAUGGAGAAAUGGAUGGGAGCUUGUGACUGCAUAAUCACUAAAGCUGGACCUGGUACAAUUGCAGAGGCAUUGAUCAGGGGGCUUCCAAUUAUUCUCAACGACUACAUCCCUGGACAAGAAAAGGGCAAUGUACCUUAUGUAGUGGACAAUGGGGCUGGUGUCUUCACUAGAAGUCCUAAAGAAACGGCUAGAAUCGUUACCGAAUGGUUCAGCACCAAGAAAGAUGAGCUCAAGAGAAUGUCAGAGAACUCUCUUAAACUAGCACAACCGGAGGCUGUCUUCAACAUUGUGAAGGACAUCCACGAGCUUGCCUGCCAAAGAGGGCCUCUGGCCAAUAUCCCCUACAUGUUAACAUCAUCAUUCACAAGCCUCAUUUAAUUGGCAACCAUCGUCUUCUUCUACUAUGACUAAUGAAGGUUUCCCCUACUAGAAUGCCAUCAUCAUGUACAGCUUAGCUUUGUUAUUAUCAUUCUUUGGCCUUGGAGACUCGGUCACCGAUAUGAACUGUAAAUUAUGCUGAACAAGCUCUGGUGGGUUUUGAGGGUUGGGAUUUCUUUAGGGUACUAUUUUUGGGAGAAAUAUAGGGUAAUGUGCGAGUUUCUAAAGUUGUAAUCUUUUUAUGUUGCAGUGUUUCUUUCACGAUUUC
This is a messenger RNA of Juglans microcarpa x Juglans regia, 1935 nucleotides long. Its product is annotated as monogalactosyldiacylglycerol synthase 2, chloroplastic-like. The transcript is spliced from 8 exons. The coding region runs from base 291 to 1667 and encodes 458 amino acids. The record is from RefSeq and is a predicted model, not a curated record. Gene Ontology annotation, biological process: glycolipid biosynthetic process. Gene Ontology annotation, molecular function: hexosyltransferase activity. Lineage: Eukaryota; Viridiplantae; Streptophyta; Magnoliopsida; Fagales; Juglandaceae.